Messenger RNA from Rubroshorea leprosula, 966 nucleotides. The record is from the annotation of a GenBank genome assembly. Lineage: Eukaryota; Viridiplantae; Streptophyta; Magnoliopsida; Malvales; Dipterocarpaceae.
AAUGGUAGAGUUCAAAAAUGAAGUUAUACUGAUUGCCAAACUUCAACACCGUAAUCUUGUUAAGCUUCUUGGUUGCUGCAUUCAAGGAGAUGAAAGGAUGUUGAUCUAUGAAUACAUGCCCAACAAGAGUUUGGACUACUUUAUCUUCGAUCAAACGAAAAAGACAUUAAUAGAUUGGCAGAGGCGGAUGCACAUUAUUGUUGGAAUUGCUCGAGGACUUCUUUAUCUUCAUCAAGAUUCUAGAUUGAGAAUUAUUCACAGGGACCUCAAGGCUGGUAAUGUCUUGCUAGACAGAGAUAUGAACCCAAAAAUUUCAGACUUUGGGUUGGCUAGAAUGUUUCGGGGAGAUCAAAUUGAAGCAGACACAAAUAGAGUUGUUGGAACUUAUGGUUAUAUGUCUCCUGAGUAUGUAGUAGAUGGACACUUCUCAAUAAAAUCCGAUGUUUUUAGCUUAGGUGUCAUAGUGCUCGAGAUCAUAAGUGGAAAGAAGAAUAGAGGAUUUCACCACCCGGAUCACAACCAUAAUCUUCUUGGACAUACAUGGAGAUUAUGGAUGGAAGAAAGAGCAUUGGAAGUAAUGGACACCAUGUUAGGUGACUCUUACACUGUUUCUGAGGUUCUACGCUGCAUUCAUGUGGCUCUGCUAUGUGUCCAGAAACGACCAGAGGACAGGCCAGAUAUGUCAUCUGUGGUUUUAAUGUUGGGCAGUGAGAAUCCAUUGCCUCAACCAAAACUUCCUGGUUUUUACACCGAAAGGAAUCUACCAGAAGAAGACGCUUCAUCAAGCCAGCAUGAACGUGUUUCAAAUGAAGUAACAAUUUCAACGUUGCAGGGACGGUAAAGCAUCAUCACUUGAAAUAAAAAUGUUAAAAAUAAAAGUGAAAGGCUGGUAUAUGUAAUGUAAUAGUAAACAUCCUGGAUAUCAAUUUCUUGGCAUUAAUGAGCUAAGAAAAUUGUGUAGCAUGU